Molecule: messenger RNA, 3940 nt
Organism: Fusarium odoratissimum NRRL 54006
Lineage: Eukaryota; Fungi; Ascomycota; Sordariomycetes; Hypocreales; Nectriaceae
Exons: 4
Coding region: 473-1213 (246 amino acids)
Source: RefSeq, a predicted model, not a curated record
AACAAGAUGCUGCCGGUACUCCGGAUCUUAGUCCUCCUCGGCCCCAUCACUUUACCCCGCCACUACCAAGACACAAGCGUGAAAUAUCCAGAGACCAACCAACUUGAGGUAUGCGUACCUAUGUCUUCGCGGGGCGGGUCAAACAGGGUCCAGGCAUAUGAAUUGCUUCGGUACUGCGGAGGCUCCAAGCUAAGCAAUUCGCCAACACGAGCUACUGUACGUAUGCGGGCGUAUUAGCUGUGGGCAGAUUAUUGAGAAACUAAAUAAGAAUGCUUGUAUUUCCUCGUGCUCUCGUUCUCGUUUGUACCUUUGUAUUCAAUUGAUCGAAAUUCAUCUUUCAGAAGCUAUAGCUCCACUUAGACCGAGGUCUCACCAACGCUGCCGAUCUCUGACACCGUCCUAAAACGACAUCAUAUAACUUCGAUUAGAUCGAACUCAUAUUCAAGCCUUACCCGCUACCAAACCAUCAACAAUGGCUCCUCUCACUCCCCACUGGCACCAGCCCUCUCACCCCGCCAUCCAAGAAGUCGUCAUCGUGAACCCCGAGGAAUUCACCACCAAGAGCAUCUCGCGCGUUUCCCUCCCACCGUUUGCUGUCUUUGCAAAGUUCGAUUUCCCUCCCUGCACGCCCGCCAGCGAACCGACCUACGCUACCGUUCAGACCGGCCGCGACACUCAUCUCAACUUGAACAGUGACUUGCUGUACAUUAACCAUUCUUGCGAACCUACUCUCCUCUUUGAUGUAGGAAACUUGAACAUUCUCGUUGGACCCAAGGGUCUCAAGGUUGGCGAUGAGCUUACAUUCUUCUAUCCCUCCACCGAAUGGCACAUGGCCCAGCCCUUCGACUGCCUCUGCGGCACCCCUUCUUGCCGCGGCCGCAUCUCUGGUGCGCGCGACAUGACCCAAGCCCAGCUCGACGGUAUCUGGCUCAACGGUCACAUCAUCCAGCUCCGCGCCGAGCAGCUCGCCCGCUCCGAGGAUCCCACUGCCAACGCCCUCCGCGACGCCGUUGUCCACGCCGAGAAAGUCCUUGAAUCGGCUCGUCUUGCUCUUCGUUCUUACGCGAGCAACGCGCACGCUCAGAACGGAAAUGGUACUUUUCCUUCCAAGUACACCAACGGAACUCUUGGAAAGGCAGCUGUGUUGGAGCAUCGCGGCCCGACCUCUCGUGAGCUGAGCGGUGAGAUGGGUGGUGAUACUGUCCGCGCUUAGAGGCCAGGGCUUUUGAUGGCGGCGACUGGAAGAUGUUGCUGCUGUUGAAGAACCCACUGGUAUCAGAUAUGUAGGUAGUUAGUUCACAAACACAUUCGUUUUAUGAUUGACGUGCUGAGUCUCGUUUCGCGGCGACGGUGAAAGCUUCGUUAUUGAAUUCAUGAGUGACUCUCCUAAUCUGCCGAAGUCUCUGGUCAUCUCCACUCCAGUCAAACGACAAGCCUCCCUAUUCAGUAUCCCGUCAAGACACCACUGCUCAAUUGUCAUUAUCAUAAUCCCAUUAUAUAUACGCCCAAAAACGCCCAGGACCAGUCGCCGCAAACCAAAAAUGUUGUCGAGAAGUUGUGUGGUGUCGAAUUGCGAGGAUGGCCAUCCUUCACUCUCGCUCUUUCGAAUCCUUCCAACGACUCCAAGCAUUACGUCCCUUUUCAGAGCCAGCACCGCCGCUAUACUUGGAUUCUUGCUUCUCCCACUCAAUCCGUUCCAUGCUGCGACGUGCAAGGAAAGCGCGCGCGAACUUCCAGGCUUCUGUGUCUGCCAAGUUCCAAGCUUCGAGCGAUGCCCGUAGUCGAGUGUCAACGGUCGAUUUCUUGAAGGCAACAAUCUUCUUGGCGUGCUCCAGAAGGGCCUUUUCUUUGGCCUGCAUUUCUUUUGGUGUGAGUUCUUUCCCCUUCGGCGUAUCCUCUGGUCGAGGUUGAGGCUUUUCAGGCCUUGUGUCGCCAUCAGCCUUCGCGGCACGCUCCGCCUUUGCUGGUUUAUCAGCCUUGACCUUUCCUGGCAUGGGCCCUUGCUCAAUUUUGCCGCUCAUAGCCAUAUAUGUCUCUCCCAAGCCCUUGGGAAUGCGGAAUCCAAAGUACCACUCCAGAUCUGGGGGAAUAUCAGCUUCAGCCGACAGCCACAGUGCAUGAGUCGGGGCGUGUUCAUCGGCCACAGCCUGUUUGAAGUGCAUGAUUCGGGAAUUGCUGGAGACCUUGGAGCCCAAGAGUCCUUUUGUGAUAGUCUCAAGCCAAGGGUCUCGAGGUGCCUCUUUCCGGAUCCAACUAACGUCCACCCUCUCCUUGAGGCUUGUCAAAGUCGCAAGUGUCCAAGGAUGAGGGACUGUCCCAAUUGCAAACGCACCGCUCGUAUUCUGAUACUGCUCAGGAGUAGUGACCUUCAUAGAUGUGGUGCCAGCGGCACAGUGUGCGCAGCUUGAAAUGCCAGGAGGGCAUGAUGACGGGAUGGGGUUGUCUGGGCAGAAGGCUAGGGAGUCGGCAAGCUUCAAGGCCGGGGUGACCAUUUCGGUAGUGUGCUCAGGAAAGGGCUUGAGGACCUCGAUACCCUCGGGGAAGCUACUCUGCCAUACAGCGUGAAGAUGGGCGUUGAUAAGCCGAUUGAGAGCUCCUAAUCCUCUUGCCCUUCCAUUAGUGAUACUGUCAUGGACCUUGGGGUAUUGCUUUUUGAUGAUCUCUGGGCUAUAAUGCACCAGUGCAGUUUGUGCUUUGUCGACCUUGAAGUCAUUCUUUGUUGAUGCAUCAAUAACACUUUUAGCAGCUUUCAGUGUGGGCGAGUCCAUCACUCUCCGGAUCGUCUUUGUGACUUCUUCCUUGGGACCUACAAAGAGUGCACUUUCGAGACCUUUCCACCUGGUCAUGGCAGGAUAUUUUCCCCUUCGGAGGAAAACCAAGAGAGGAUCCUCAGUGUGCGCAAUUGGAAGCAGUGUAUAAUCCACCAGCAUGCCAGUUCCCAUAGAUUGCCAAGCGAGCCAUCUCAUGAGGUCGGCUUUUAGUUCGGGCUGAACCUCAAGCCGUUGAAGUUCCUGGUACAUCGGAUUUCCAGUCGCCUCAGACGAUCCCAAAAUGGUUGGUCGGAAACCUUGAGCCCACCAAGCGCGACGCCACGUUAGAAGAAGAUCGCUGUCGGCAUCUUUUUCUUCCCUCGAUUUCUUAACCGUUGCAUCGUAGUAGCAAUAAAUGAAUGGGCGAUCCUGGAGCGGGGGAAGCAGUGCUCUAUCCUCGUCAAGGGUAAGCGAGCUGGAGAAUGGCACAGAUAACCACUUCCAAUCAGCCCACCAAGAAGUACCUUGGUAUGAAUCUUGUGCUCGAGUCGGUGGUGGAUGGGCAGGGCCACGAAACGGAUUCAGCUCUGUCACGCCUUUCUUGAGCGAGUGACGGAUGCCAUCGACAGAAGUCUUGAUCUUGCUAGAAGCGUCUGCUUUUGCGGCAUCUUCGGCAACAUCGGUUUGGGCGGCAUUUGGAGACAGUAGGGUCAAGGUUGAAUAGGCGAAGACAAUGAGAACGAGAACGAGAUAGGUCAAACGACGAGACACGAAGCGGCGUUGUCUGCCGUAAAAGAUGUUUAUCGCCAUUGGGUCAAUUGGAAAAUGAGACAGCCGGUUAUCACGGAUGAAUCUGGUGGGAUGCGUUUGCUGUUGAUGUACGAUGAAACGAAGGGCAGCGAACUUGAAUUGGUCGAGACGCGCCAAUUCUCAAGGUCAAAGAAGCAUUUCGAUGAUACUAUAGGAAGCGAGAGGACACAACAUGCACAUGCGACUGUGUAGAGGAUGAAGUAGAGUAGACUUGUUUGUUGUCGCAAAUGAGGGAGGGGAAGAGGAGGUCAAAUACGAGAAUUGCUGACAGAGGCAGCAGCCCAUCCCAGCUACUAAGGUACUGAGGUGUGAUCCCUUUAUGGCAGGGGCUGGCAAGGGUCCAUAGGUGAGACGAGCGAGAGUCACGCGAUAAGACAUGG